CACRUCCCGCAUGGAGCGUCGCGCCUGAGCGAGCCGCAGCCAUGGAGACCGUCGUCAUCGUGGCCAUCGGCGUGCUGGCCACCAUCUUCCUGGCCUCCUUCGUGGCACUCGUUGUGGUCUGCCGCCAGCGCUACUGCCGCCCCAAGGACCCGCUGCACCACUACGACACCAAGCCCAUCGUGGACCUCAUGGGGGCCAUGGAGACGCAGUCGGAGCCCUCGGAGCUGGAGCUGGACGACGUGGUCAUCACGAACCCCCACAUCGAGGCCAUCCUGGAGAACGAGCACUGGAUCGAGGACGCCUCGGGCCUCGUCUCGCACUGCAUCGCCAUCCUCAAGAUCUGCCACACACUCACCGAGAAGCUCGUCGCCAUGACCAUGGGCUCGGGCGCCCGCGUCAAGUCACCCGCCAGCCUGGGGGACAUCAUUGUGGUGGCCAAGCGCAUCAGCCCCAGGGUGGACGACGUGGUGAGAUCCAUGUACCCGCCRCUGGAUCCCAAGCUGCUGGACGCCAGGACCACGGCGCUGCUGCUCUCCGUGAGCCACCUGGUGCUGGUGACGCGCAGCGCCUGCCACCAGAGCAGCGGCCUGGACUGGAUCGACCGCUCGCUGUCGGCGGCCGAGGAGCACGUGGCCGUGCUGCGCGAGGCGGCGCUGGCGGCCGAGCCCGAGCGCGCGCUGCCCGGCGCCGACGCCUUCCUGCAGGAGCAGUCGGCCAUCUGA
Nothoprocta perdicaria is the source of this 722-nucleotide messenger RNA. It is a transcript of the gene TMEM98, whose product is annotated as transmembrane protein 98. Gene Ontology annotation, cellular component: endoplasmic reticulum. The transcript has 6 exons. The record is from RefSeq and is a predicted model, not a curated record. The coding region runs from base 42 to 722 and encodes 226 amino acids. NCBI's taxonomy places the organism in Eukaryota, Metazoa, Chordata, Aves, Tinamiformes, Tinamidae.